AUGGACUCAAAUGCCAUAAACCCCUCAUGCCUCCUCUACGGCCCCCUCGAUGCCCGCUUCGAAGACCGGCCGAUCCCCGCACUUACCGACCCCCACGAUGUUAUUGUUCGCAUAGCCUACACUGGGGUUUGCGGGAGCGAUGUCCAUUUCUGGCUCCACGGAGGCAUCCGCACCUACGUCUCCCAGACUCAGCCCCUUACCAUGGGCCAUGAAGCCUCUGGGACGAUCCACGCCGUCGGGUCUGCAGUCACGUCUCUGGUUCCCGGCGACAGAUGCAAAGCCGGUCGCUAUAAUCUCUGUCCCGCGAUGAAGUUUGCUGCCGACCCCCCGGUGGUUCAUGGGACCCUGACCAAGUAUUUUAUGUUGCCUGCGGAUUUCUGUUACAAAAUAUCAGAGAAUAUCGGAUUGGAUGAAGCGGUCUUGCUGGUGCCGUUGGCUGUGGGUAUUCAUGCUGUGAGGUUGGCUGAUGUUAAGCCCGGACAGAGUGUCGUGGUGUUUGGUGCCGGUACUGUGGGGUUAUUCUGUGCGGCUGUGGCGAGGGAGUUUGGGGCAAGUAUUGUCGUGUCGGUGGAUAUUCUGGAGAGUAAGUUGAAGUUCGCGAAGGAGUUUGUGGGGAGGGAGGCUGGGAGGACGGCCAUGCCGGAUGUGUCGUUGACGGUAGAGGAGAAUGCUGCGCGGCUGGCACGCGAUCAUGCCCUUGGAGAAGGCGCAGAUGUUGUGAUUGAUGCAUCAGGGGCUGAGAUGUCGGUUCAGACAGCCAUUUUUGCAUUGAGGAAGGGAGGAACGUAUGUCCAGGCUGGUAUGGGGAAGCGCAAGAUUGAGUUCCCCAUCUCGGAGAUGUGUGAGAAGGAGAUUGCCGCUAAGGGGUGCUAUCGAUAUGGCCCGGGGGACUUUGAUUUGGGGAUUUCGCUGGUGGGCCGGGGGAGGUUGGAUUUGUCGGGAUUGAUCUCGAAUAUCUUUCCCUUUGAGAGGGCGACGGAGGCGUGGGAAGCAGCUAGAAGAGGAGAGGGGAUCAAGACGUUGAUUGAGGGACCCAAGGAUUGA
This is a messenger RNA of Aspergillus ibericus CBS 121593, 1044 nucleotides long. RefSeq names its product NAD(P)-dependent alcohol dehydrogenase. The transcript is spliced from 3 exons. Bases 1 to 1044 code for a protein of 347 amino acids. Gene Ontology annotation, molecular function: L-iditol 2-dehydrogenase (NAD+) activity; zinc ion binding. Gene Ontology annotation, biological process: D-sorbitol catabolic process. The record is from RefSeq and is a predicted model, not a curated record. NCBI's taxonomy places the organism in Eukaryota, Fungi, Ascomycota, Eurotiomycetes, Eurotiales, Aspergillaceae.